This is a messenger RNA of Oryzias latipes (Japanese medaka), 2240 nucleotides long. RefSeq names its product chromosome 15 C3orf52 homolog (gene c15h3orf52). The record is from RefSeq and is a predicted model, not a curated record. NCBI's taxonomy places the organism in Eukaryota, Metazoa, Chordata, Actinopteri, Beloniformes, Adrianichthyidae.
CCAAGAGUCAGGUCUCCACGCCGCCGCUUCCCUUAAAGGCGGCUGUGCGUAAAAGCGCGGAGACCAAAGGAGUGCGGAACUCCUGCGUCCUUGGGAUUGGCGCUGUAGUCCAAUUUUUCCACUCGUGGCGCCGCCUUCUCCAGACCUCCUGUAGCGCUGAGGGGGAGCAAUACCUCCGCGGACACGCAUUCUUCUGGAAGUUGGAAAAUAGGAGUGUCACCUGUCGUGGAAGAGUCCGAACACCUUGCGGGAGACGUUUAGGGAGGAAUUAUCCGUUUAUAAAAGGUAAAUUUCUGUUCUUCCGGGUUCUGCGCGCCGAAAAUCAUGAACAUGGAGAUGCUGACUAAAACGAGUGACCCUUCUUGGAAUAAUGACGUGAGAGUUCCAACAGAGACAGGAGGUGUGGCAGGUGAAGACGCAGAGCUUCUUUCUCCACAGACCAAUGGGGGUAAUAUUAGGGAGGUGAAUUCGGGACAGGAUCAUCAGAGGAAUGGAAGGGGGCCACUUUCCACUCUGGAGAAUAACCGUUUGUACAAGGAGCUGAACCAUAACGUCUUCUGGAAAGUCCGAGUUUGGAUGAUUAUCGUCUUCAUUAUUGUCCUCAUCCCAAUCAUAGUUGUCAUCUCCUUAGCAAUAUGUGCAGCGACAUACGUGGACAAAGAUGACAUAUAUGACAGCUCUUUGUUUACAGUUCCUCAGUAUUUUAAUGGAAGUUUCCAGAUUUCCAAUUUCUCCUUUAAAGAGGGUGCAGCUGAAGACCUUCAACUAAAGCUGGCUGACCUCUACAGGUCCUCCCCUGCUCUGGGACGAUACUUCUCCGAAGCCAAGAUAUACCCUUUUCGAAACGUCUCGAACGUAGUUGACUACCAGCUGACGUUCGUUUUACCAGAAGAUCAACUGGAGGAGUUGAGAAACUUCACACUGAGCAAGGAGAUGGUGCACAACGUGUUCAGACAGUUUCUGUAUGAGCAGGAUCAGGACUCUGCUUCAACAUACAUCAUUCCGGUUUCCCUCAUCAUGUCUUCGCGGCACUGAGAAGCAGACUGGAAAAACCGGCCCGACUCGGUCCGUCAUGAGCCAUAAUAGUCCCGGGGUGGUUCCUGCCGUUUGUGAGCGACCGUGUUUCUGCAGACUUUUUCUCAUGACGGGAAAUGGCUUACACCACAGAAACCCAGAUGACCAAGCGCCGUGCAGCUGAUCCCGGUCAUCCAAAUGAUCUCAGCUGAAGAGUGACAAAGUCAUUUCCAGAUUUGGCGUGAACCAUUUCUCCCUAAAAAUCCCCAAAUCCCCGGGCCGCGGACCAUUACAGUUAGGCCACGGAAAAAUCAAAAGCGCAACCCACACCUUUUCCAUUCCAUUUCUAAUCUGAUUUUGAAGGAAGUCUUAUUUUGAAAAAUGACUGGAUUCUCUCCGCCACAUCUGGCUCAUUGUUGGCACGCGUCAAGUCGCUUGGCGUCAAAAAUCCAUCCGCCACUUUCUGAAAGCGCAGACCGUUAAAUCUAAAACCCUCAGCUAUUAAGGUUAACAAAAAACAAACGUAUUUGGAAAGUUUCUUUUCACAGAAAAAGGUCAGUGAGGAAACAGAAGAGCCUUCAACUUCAAAAUAAAAGACAAAGAACAGAAGUCUUUACUCUCAAAUAUGGAUUUGUGGUGACAGUUGUUUCCAUACACCAUAAUAAUCAGCAAUCGGUUGUCUGAUGUUUUGGGUUAAGAGAAAAUCUCUAUUACACUUAAUGGUUCAACACUAAAUCCACUGCACUAAGACAAUGUAAACCAGCUGCAGAGAUUUGACAGAGAAAGAAGAUAAACUUUACCCUUGAAAGUUAAGGGAAAUUGGCAGCUUAAAAAAAAUCCCCGCUUUAUCCUCAUACAAACCGGUCUGUUAAGUUUGUCUGACAUUAAAGCGGCCUGAAGAAGGUCGAGGACCCCUCCUCUAAAACACUCCAAAGGGCGUUCAAUGUUUCAGUUGUUGUCAUUUUGCUUCUCGUUGUCUUACUGUGAAUAUGUACAUGUCCCAGUUUUUUUAUGAAGCCCCCAAAGUUCCCCAGUUUUAACACUGACCUCAUACUAUUAUAUAAAUGUGUGACCAACUACUUAUCAUGACAAGCUAAGCUAAAGAGGAUAUAAACUAGUUUCUGUACAUUAAAUGAGCUGUUCAUUACCAAUAUUGAUCAGUUUUUAUUUAUUCUUAAAGUGUGUCCAUUUAAGGCAUUCAUAAAACAUGCUUUGUGGAACAUGUA